AUGGUGACAACGAAAGCGCGCGCCUCUACAAAGGCUGCAAAGAUAUCUCCAGAUGUGCCAGCUCGGCGCCUGCCAGACAGGACCUUCGUGCUCGACAAUGGCGCAUAUACAAUGAAAGCGGGCUAUGCUUGUGAACCGUCCUCCUCCCCCGAAGAAGCUUUAUCCAGCUGCUCCUCGAUACCGAAUGCGCUCGUCAAGACCCGCGAUAACCGGGUUCUGAUCGGUGCGCAGCUUGAUACCCAUGUCACGGACUGGAACGAGGCGAUGUUCCGCCGCCCCGUGGAGAAGGGAUAUAUUGUGAACUGGGAAGCAGAGAGGGAGAUCUGGGACCAGACGUUCUUUGAAGAAAAGGCAACGGCGCGGAAUAAACAGCUUCGCAUAGCUGCACCCGAGGACACCACACUCAUUCUAACCGAGGCUCCGAAUAACAUGCCGGUGCUGCAGCGGAAUACGGAUGAGAUGGUAAUGGAGGAAUGGGGCUUUGGAGGCUACGUGAGGUGCCUGGGCCCGACACUAAACGCGUGGAAUGAGGUACACUCUCUAUUUGGGGACCCUCUCGCCAAAUCCGACUCCGAUAUUAUGCCCGUGGACUGCCUGCUAGUUGUCGACUCUGGAUACUCACAUACAACGGUGACACCGGUAUACAAGGGACAGGCUCUCCAACGAGCGAUCCGACGGCUCGACGUUGGCGGCAAGCACCUCACGAACUAUUUGAAAGAGAUCGUGUCCAUGCGACAAUACAACAUGGUGGACGAGACAUACAUUAUUAACGAAGUCAAGGAGGCAGUCUGCUUCGUGAGCAAUGAUUUCGCAGGGGACAUGGAACGCACCUGGAAGGCCAACCGCAAGCGCCAAGACGUAGAGAGUGUGGUGGUGGACUACGUGCUUCCCGACCCGAAUGCGCACAAGAAGGGCUUUAUGCGCCCACAUAAUCCUCUUUUGCAGGCGAAGAAGAAGAAGGGUGCGCUGUCGGGGCUCAGCGCCGAGGCCCUGUCCGAGGACGUUCUGGUCCUAGGCAACGAACGAUUCACGGUCCCAGAGCUUCUAUUUACACCGGGUGAUAUUGGUAUGAAGCAAGCUGGUGUUCCCGACAUGAUUCUCCAAAGCUUAUCGGUACUACCGCCUGGACUGCAUGCUGCAUUCUUGGCGAAUGUUUUGGUGGUUGGCGGCAAUGCUUCCAUUCCGGGAUUCAUGGAGAGGCUAGAGAAUGACCUUCGGCAGAUUGCAUCUGCAGAUUGUGUUGUUCGGGUGCGGCGAGCUGAGGACCCCGUUCACUCCACCUGGCUCGGAGGCUCCCGUUUUGCGAGCAACCGCGAAGAGUUGGGCAAGGUGGCAAUCACUCGCGAGGAGUAUCAAGAAUAUGGAUCUGGAUGGGCCGGUCGAAGAUUUGCCGGCAUGAUAUGA
This is a messenger RNA of Penicillium canariense, 1404 nucleotides long. RefSeq names its product actin family protein (gene arp6). Lineage: Eukaryota; Fungi; Ascomycota; Eurotiomycetes; Eurotiales; Aspergillaceae. The coding region runs from base 1 to 1404 and encodes 467 amino acids. The transcript has 4 exons. The record is from RefSeq and is a predicted model, not a curated record. Gene Ontology annotation, molecular function: nucleosome binding. Gene Ontology annotation, cellular component: Swr1 complex.